AUGAGUCAACUCGGCUUGUUAUUGCAGGAAUCUCGGGGUGAGUCAAGAACGAUUCUCGGGUUGUUAAACGAACAAAUGGACGCUGUUGGUGGAGUUCCUCGUAGGAGGCGUAGCUUUAAGGAACGGUUUGGAUUCAUCAGGAUAGGUUGCUGUGGAACAACACGGGGCUUUCGUUCUUCUUCUGCUUCACCUCAAUUGCCUCACUCUCAGCAACAAAUUUCGGAUACGGAUCCGGUUCAGGAUCCGAGCGUCUGCGUUGGACCGAAUCCAACUGCUUCGAGUUUGAAUUCCAGUUCGAGUACGGGUAAUAUGAAUCUUGCGGCGGCCUUGGCGGCGGAGAGGCAACUCCGAAGACCGGCGCCGGAAACUACCGUCAUCGGAGGGGGUAGGACUCCGGGAACACCGUGGAGAGUGUCGUUGAUGAGGCUGUUAGAGGAGACGGAAAACGGUGACACGGUGGCUGAAAAGGCUGUGAGUGAGGUAAAAGUUGGUGAUGUGGCGGGGAAUAAUUCGGUGUGUUGCGUGUGCAUGGGAAGGAAUAAAGGCGCGGCGUUUAUUCCGUGUGGACACACUUUUUGCAGAGUUUGUUCUAGGGAGCUGUGGCUGAACAGAGGCUCCUGUCCACUUUGUAACCGUUCCAUUCUUGAGAUUCUUGACAUUUUCUAG
Molecule: messenger RNA, 666 nt
Organism: Vicia faba (fava bean)
Lineage: Eukaryota; Viridiplantae; Streptophyta; Magnoliopsida; Fabales; Fabaceae
Source: the annotation of a GenBank genome assembly